Messenger RNA from Saccharomycodes ludwigii, 1653 nucleotides. It is a transcript of the gene TIM50, whose product is annotated as protein translocase subunit TIM50. The transcript has a single exon. Bases 1 to 1653 code for a protein of 550 amino acids. The record is from RefSeq and is a predicted model, not a curated record. Gene Ontology annotation, molecular function: phosphoprotein phosphatase activity. NCBI's taxonomy places the organism in Eukaryota, Fungi, Ascomycota, Saccharomycetes, Saccharomycodales, Saccharomycodaceae.
AUGUUUUCUUUACUUACAAAGGGAACAACCUCAACACGCAUUGCCAUUGCUAAUAUUAAUAGUAGUAGUAGUAGUAACACCAGUAAACUAUUAUUAUCCCCCUUAUUAACUAAAUCUCAAUUUAGAAAGUUAAGUAAUACUAAAUGCUCAUUAUUACGUAUAAAGAAAAGUUCUGAAGCCGACAGUGAUAAUGCCACAACUCCUAACAAUAAAAAUACUUUGAAUAGUAAUACUGAAAAUCUGGAUCAAGCUAAUUCUAAUAUUGAGUCGAAAGCUCACUUUCAUGAACGUAUUGAAGACUUGAAACAGCCAAAAUCUUCUGUUUUAACUGAUGACCUAUUAUUUAAAGCUGGUAUUGAUGUCGAACAACCCACUAGCAGACAGACGUCUAUGGAAAAUGAUGUUAGUAUUGAUAAAGGGGAACAUCAAUCCAAUAAUACCAAUAACUCUGAGCAAGAUUCUACCGACAGUACAGCCAGUGGAAAGUCGCGUAGAUCAAAAAGAACCAGAAAAUCCUCCACUGAUAUCAAAAGAGAACGUUAUGCCAACAUUUUCUAUAUUUUCUUAUUUUCCUCUAUUAUUGGUUAUGCUGGAUACAUGGCUAGGGACUGGGAAGACAAUGAGCCACAAGACUUAAAAAAAGAUAUUUCUAAUGGUUACACUCCACAAUUAAUGUAUCAGAGAUUUAAACGUAGAUUCAAUUCCUUAUUUAGCUAUUUCCAAGAACCACCAUUUGAAGAUUUAUUACCACCUCCACCUCCACCACCAUACCAGAGACCCUUAACUUUGGUUUUAGCUUUGGAAGACCUACUAGUUCAUUCUGAAUGGUCUCAAAAAUAUGGUUGGAGAACAGCUAAAAGACCAGGUUGUGAUUACUUUUUGGGAUAUUUGUCUCAAUAUUAUGAAAUUGUUUUGUUUUCUUCCAACUAUAUGAUGUAUUCGGAGAAAAUUGCUGAAAAAUUGGACCCAAUUCAUGCUUUUGUUACUUACAAUUUAUUCAAGGAACACUGCGUUUAUAAAGAUGGUGAACAUAUUAAGGAUUUGAGUAAAUUGAAUAGAGAUAUGGGCAAGACUAUUAUUAUCGAUACUGAUCCUAAAUCGUACAGUUUACAGCCUGAUAAUGCAUUGCCUUUAAAACCAUGGGAUGGUACACCUGAUGAUGAAUUACUGAAAUUAAUUCCAUUUUUAGAGUACUUAGUGACACAGCAAGUUAAUGAUAUAAGGCCCAUUUUAAAUUCAUUUCAAGACAAGUAUACGAUUCCAGAUGCUUUUAACAAACGUGUUGAAUUGUUAAGAGAAAAAUUUUAUAAAGAUAAUGCUAAUAAGCUGCAAGGUAAUUGGGCUUUGAAGUUGUUGGGUGUUCAAUCUGGUAGUGCUACUACAGCUAAAUUUCCUUUAGACAUGAUUAGAGAAGAAGGUGAAAAAAAUUAUAUUAAAUUCAAGGAAAUGGUGGAUGAAGAAAAGGAAAAGAUUCAAUUUCAACAAGAAAAGAUGGCUGGCUCCCAAACGUUUACCUUGAAAGAUUAUGUUGAGGGAAACAUUCCGUCUCCAGAAGAACAAAUGAAGAUGCAAUUAGCAAAGCAAGAGGAAAUUGAUGCUGAAUUUGAAAAAUAUAAAAAAGAAAAGAAACUGGAACAACAACAAAAACAAUAG